AUGUCUUCAACCGAAGGUGAAGCCACUAUUGAUGAGCCGCCGCAUGCAUGUUUCUUUUGUGUCAUGGGCGUCACCUCGGCCAUUGUGUUUACCACCAUGGGAGCUGCUUAUGGAACAGCCAAGUCGGGUGUGGGUGUUGCAACAAUGGCCGUCAAGCAUCCCGAACUAAUUAUGAAGUCCAUCAUACCCGUUGUCAUGGCUGGCAUUAUUGCCAUCUAUGGAUUGGUUGUCGCUGUUCUCCUGGCGGGCACAAUUGCCGAUGUGUCUACCAGUUUCCGUGCUUUUCUUAAUCUGGGCGCUGGCAUUGCUGUGGGUCUCUCUGGCAUGGCUUCAGGCUUUGCCAUUGGCGUUGUGGGUGACGCUGGAGUUCGUGGUUCGGCACUGCAACCAAAGCUCUUUGUGGGCGUCGUUUUGAUUUUGAUCUUUGCCGAAGUGCUGGGUCUUUAUGGCCUGAUUGUGGCCAUCUAUUUGUUUACCAAGUAA
This is a messenger RNA of Drosophila nasuta, 483 nucleotides long. Its product is annotated as V-type proton ATPase 16 kDa proteolipid subunit c-like. Lineage: Eukaryota; Metazoa; Arthropoda; Insecta; Diptera; Drosophilidae. Gene Ontology annotation, cellular component: proton-transporting V-type ATPase, V0 domain. The transcript has a single exon. Gene Ontology annotation, molecular function: proton-transporting ATPase activity, rotational mechanism. The coding region runs from base 1 to 483 and encodes 160 amino acids. The record is from RefSeq and is a predicted model, not a curated record. Gene Ontology annotation, biological process: proton transmembrane transport.